CGCGUCUGCGGAGGCCGAAUGGGAUUGGGGGUUGGCUAAGGAUGGCUGUACCUAACUUGGCGAGUAUUGCAGAUGUUAUAGGUAUAAACACUCAUGUCCGCCCAUAGUAUUGUGUAGGCAGGCGAGUGCGUAGCUCUUGGUCUUCUCAACUCAACUGUUGACCUCAACCGACUACACUUCGUUCGAUACGUUCACUACAGCAUGCGCUACUCACUCCUCAUUGCUAUAGCUUUGCCUUUGGCCCAAGGCGUUCGCAUCAUCCAGAGCAACGAUGAUGGCUGGGCUGAGAUUAAUAUCAGGACAUUCUUCAAUGUUCUGAACUCUGCCGGUCACCAAGUCGUGCUCAGUGGACCAGCUGAGAACCAAUCUGGCACAGGGUCCUCUGAUGCCACACCAGAAACCGUAGGUUCCGAUGGCUGCGGGUUUUCCUCCUGCCCUGGUGGAAGCCCAGCAACAGGUGCCAACACCACCGACCCGCGCCUAAACUACGUGAACUCGUACCCUGUCACGGCCAUCAAAACGGGAAUCUCGACCACCGCGCCCAAACUCUGGAACGGCGCCGCUCCAGAACUCGCUCUCACAGGCCCUAACGUCGGCUCCAACGUCGGCCUCCAAGUUCCCUUCAGCGGAACCGUUGGAGCAGCAACCUACGCCGCAAAGACCGCAAAGAUCCCCGCCAUCGCGUUUUCUGGCGCCUCAGGCGAUCCAACGGCUUGGAAUCAGCCUACGCCAUUGUACAGCGAGGUCUACGCUGAUCUGGCGCUCAACAUCACAACUACCAUUAUCGAAUCUGGAAAGCCGUACCUCCCGGAUAACACAUGGCUUAAUGUCAACUUCCCGGCUGUGUCGAGCACCAAGUGCAACAAUGUCAACCAGUUCAAGUUCAUCUUCACUCGCAUCAACACCGGUCUUAUUGGCAGUGCUGCUGAUAUCACUGUUUGCGGUACCACAGCGAGGCUGCCGUGGGAGGCAGAUGUCGCGGUGAUAAGGGGAAAUGACUGCUACGUCUCCAUCUCCCCUGGUGAUGCAAACGACAAGACGACUGCGGCGGCUGCGCAGCAGCAAGUCAUUUACAACAAGUUGAAGCCGAUCCUGUCGUGCUUGCCGUAG
Macroventuria anomochaeta is the source of this 1110-nucleotide messenger RNA. RefSeq names its product sure-like protein. The record is from RefSeq and is a predicted model, not a curated record. NCBI's taxonomy places the organism in Eukaryota, Fungi, Ascomycota, Dothideomycetes, Pleosporales, Didymellaceae. The transcript is spliced from 2 exons. Gene Ontology annotation, molecular function: nucleotidase activity. Bases 202 to 1110 code for a protein of 302 amino acids.